AAAAAAAAAAGAAGGCCAUUAAAAAAAGAGGAAAGACAAAUUCCAGAAAACAGACGCAGAAUCGUCGUCGUCUUCGUAAUCCAUCUUUGCAUUCCGUCGGAAUCUUUUGAUUUCAUAAAUCGGAAUAUCUGUUUUUCUUUGUCCGGCCAAGAAUCAUUUUUCCCGGAAGCUAAUUGUUGAUUUCCCUGGAUUCUUCAAAUUUUAUUUAAUCUGUUCUUUGUUGAAAAGUGGAUUCUUGAGUUUCGAUUGAAAAAAUGGAUUCCGAUUCCUGGAGUGAUCGUCUCGCAUCAGCUUCAAGAAGAUACCAGCUGGAUUUCUUGUCGCGAUCUGACAAUUUCUUGGGGUUAGAGGAGAUAGAAGGAGAUGAUGAUUUCAGGGAGGAGUAUGCUUGCCCGUUCUGCGUAGACUAUUUUGAUAUUGUGGCUCUAUGUUGUCACAUAGGCGAAGAUCAUCCUGCGGACGCAAAUAAUGGGGUAUGUCCUGUUUGUGCGGUGAGAGUGAGCUCUGAUAUGGUUGCUCAUAUCACCCUUCAACAUGCAAAUAUGUUCAAGGUGACGCGGAAAAGGAAAUCAAGAAGAAGCGGUGGGGCUCAAUCCAUGCUAUCGAUCUUGAAGAGAGAGUUUCCUGAUGGAAAUUUUCAGAGCUUAUUUGAAGGAUCUUCACGUGUUGUAUCUUCUUCUUCGUCCAGUAUAGCUGCUGACCCUUUGCUGUCUUCAUUCAUUUCGCCAAUGGCCGAUGACUUUUUCAUUUCCGAGUCAAGUCUAUGUGCAGAAACAGGUUCUGCCAAGAAAACAUAUAAUCAGAGUUUGCCUGAACGAAAUGUUGAAAAGAAGUCACUUUCAGCAGAGGAUCACAGAGAAAAGUUGAAACAGAGCGAGUUCGUUCAAGGGAUUUUGAGCUCUGCGAUUCUUGAUGACGAUUUAUGAAGGAGAAACGUUGUAGCAACUUUCUGACGAUUAUUGAAAUUCAGCAAUUGGGAAAAUGUAACGUAUUUUUUCGGGGUUUGGGUUGAGAGCAGAAUAAUGUUUAAGAGCUUCGUAACGAAGAGGCAAGAGAGACAUGAUAGUAUUAAUGUUAACUUAUGGAACACAUUUUCUCAAAUGAAGACACGAGUUGUCUGUAGACUGUAGGUCGUAAGAAGACAACAGGGAAGAAAAUGUAUGCAUUUGAUCAUAUAUGGCACUGUGUUCUGUUCUUGAGAUUUUCAGUAUAGUUCCAGUUUGCCUCAGUGAAUAUUAGUGUGGUGUCUGUAUUAC
This is a messenger RNA of Eutrema salsugineum, 1256 nucleotides long. RefSeq names its product protein DEHYDRATION-INDUCED 19 homolog 6. The coding region runs from base 255 to 926 and encodes 223 amino acids. The record is from RefSeq and is a predicted model, not a curated record. NCBI's taxonomy places the organism in Eukaryota, Viridiplantae, Streptophyta, Magnoliopsida, Brassicales, Brassicaceae. The transcript has 5 exons.